This is a messenger RNA of Drosophila rhopaloa, 2355 nucleotides long. It is a transcript of the gene Hrb87F, whose product is annotated as heterogeneous nuclear ribonucleoprotein 87F. Bases 153 to 1367 code for a protein of 404 amino acids. The record is from RefSeq and is a predicted model, not a curated record. The transcript has 4 exons. NCBI's taxonomy places the organism in Eukaryota, Metazoa, Arthropoda, Insecta, Diptera, Drosophilidae. Gene Ontology annotation, molecular function: RNA binding.
UCGCCGCAUUUGACAUCGGGUCACACAACUCCUUUGUGCCGUGCUGUACACUUUACUUUAAUUUUCGGGCGUCUGCUGGAGAAAGAGUGAAAAACUGACAAUUCGUGCACGACUUUGAAGUUACCUGAGUUUUAGACACAGACAAUACAAGAAUGGCGGAUCUGAACGACUCCAAUGGAAACUACGACGAUGGUGAUGAGAUCACUGAGCCAGAGCAGCUGCGCAAGCUGUUCAUCGGCGGUCUGGACUACCGCACCACGGACGAUGGCCUGAAGUCUCACUUCGAGAAGUGGGGCAACAUCGUGGACGUGGUGGUGAUGAAGGACCCCAAGACGAAGCGCUCUCGCGGCUUUGGGUUCAUUACAUACUCCCAGUCAUACAUGAUCGACAAUGCCCAGAAUGCGCGUCCGCACAAGAUCGAUGGACGCACUGUGGAGCCCAAGAGGGCUGUUCCACGCCAGGAGAUCGAUGCUCCGAAUGCCGGAGCCACAGUGAAGAAGCUCUUCGUUGGCGGACUUCGCGACGAUCACGAUGAGGAAUGCCUGCGCGAGUACUUCAAGGACUUUGGUCAGAUCGUUGGCGUGAACAUCGUUUCCGACAAGGAUACGGGCAAGAAGCGUGGCUUCGCCUUCAUCGAGUUUGAUGACUACGAUCCCGUGGACAAGAUUAUUCUCCAGAAGAAUCACACCAUCAAGAACAAGAGCCUGGACGUGAAGAAGGCGAUUGCCAAGCAAGACAUGGACCGCCAGGGCGGCGGUGGUGGUGGUGGCGGAGGAGGAGGCGGUGGUCAGGGCGGCGGACGAGGCGGUCCUCGAGCUGGCGGACGUGGUGGUCAGGGCGAUCGCGGCCAGGGCGGCGGCGGUGGUGGCUGGGGAGGCCAGAACCGUCAGAACGGAGGUGGCAAUUGGGGCGGUGCCGGUGGUGGUGGCGGCUUCGGCAACAGCAGCGGCAACUUUGGAGGCGGUGGUGGUGGCGGCGGCGCAGGGGGUUGGAACCAGCAAGGAGGAGCCGGCGGCGGUGGUCCGUGGAAUAACCAGGGUGGCGGUAACAGCGGCUGGAAUGGUGGUGGCGGUGGAAGCGGCGGCUACGGAGGCGGCAGCAGCAAUGGAAGCUGGGGCGGCAACGGCGGAGGCGGUGGCUUUGGUAAUGACUACCAGCAGAGCUACGGUGGCGGUCCGCAGCGCAACAACAACUUUGGUAACAACCGUCCGGCUCCGUACAGCCAAGGUGGAAGUGGAGGAGGCGGCGGCGGAGGUUUCAACAAGGGCAACCAGGGUGGAGGACAAGGCUUUGGCGGCAACAACUACAACUCUGGAGGCGGCGGCCAGGGCGGAAACAUGGGCGGCGGCGGCAAUAGACGUUACUAGACAAGGUAAACACACAUAGAGAGAGAGUCAGUUCAAGCUAGACGACAAACAGGCAGUCUAGGCAGGCAGAGGCAGAUGCAGAGGCACAAGCACAAUCGCAAUCUCAGGCACAGGCAGGCAAUCAGUAGCAGGUGUGUGUCAGACCAGGCAGACAAGAUCAGGACCAGAAAUCCAGAUCCAGAACCAGAAACCAGGCCGAGUGCAAGUGCAAGCAAUCAGUUUUCAGGCCAGCCAAAAAACCUGCAGGCCAAAUCCAAAAUCUACUGGCCAAAAGCAACAAGCAAACAAGCAUGCUUUAAGCAAACAGCCAAAAGCGAAACGAACCGACGCCACUUGUUGUCCACAGUUUGACUCCUGCUGUCUCUCUUAAUUAACCAAUAAUUCGCUGAUCAAUUCAUGUUUAGGAUGUUAAGAACCCUGAACGCUUAGUUUUAACUAUAUUAACAAAACAAACUAAAAGAAACGAAAAGAAAAGAAACCAACAAAAACAUAUAAAUUAAACUAUAAUUUUAUUUUAUAAAAUUUACAAUAGAAACCAUUUGAGCGACGGAACGGAUUCUCAUUGAGAAAACCAGUUGCAACAGGGUGUUAAAAGGUAGAGUACCUUAAACUUUAUUCAUGUCGGGAUGGCCCACAGCUAGCUUUAUUUUCAAUUGUUUUUAUUUUAUAGCGAUCCAGCGAAUUGUAAGAAAUCAAAUAGAACUGUAUUUUGUAAUCACUUUUGUGUACAUCUAAGAAAUUUUAUAUUAUGAUUUAUUGCAAAAAAAAAUCGUAAUUUCUGAAUAGCGAACGCCACGCUGUGUCCUAGAAAGCAAAAUCCACAUAUACAAAACAUACCAACUCUGUUAGACCCUAAGAUGUAGAUGCUACGCUAUUCCAGAAAAAAAUACGACAAAUUCACAUUGUUCUGUAAUUAGUUCGUUACGACAGAAACGAAAGUGACGAGAUACAAGCAAAAUAAAAUCCUAACCAAUGUUACCCACCCGAA